AUGUGUCCCUUCUCGGUAGAUAGUGGCGCCGGCGAUGAAGCCAGAGCUCCUGAUGCCCUUGAACCCAUUGCUAUCAUCGGUCUUGCAAACCGUUUCCCUCAACAAGCCUCAAACACCCAAGAUCUAUGGAAACUGCUUCUAGAAUCCCGUUCAACAUGGUCACCUAUACCUAAGGAAAGAUUCAACGCGGACGCUUUUUACCAUCCUGACCCCGAACAUGGAGGAACAUUUCACGUCCAAGGAGGUCACUAUCUCUCUGAAGACCCCGCCUACUUCGAUGGAUCGUUCUUCAAUAUCACCAAGACUGAACUCUUGACUCUCGAUCCUCAGCAGCGGUUAAUCAUGGAAAACGUAUAUCAUGCUUUGGAAAAUGCAGGUAUCCCACUAUCCAGUGCUGUUGGUUCCAAUACUUCUGUUUUCGUCAGCGGGUUCAAUCAUGACUACCUUGGAAUUCUCAACUCUGAUCCAGAAACGUCUCUCAAAUACAAGCCUACCGGUGUCACAAAUGCCAUCCUGUCAAACCGUGUCAGCUGGUUUUUCGACUUCAAAGGUCCCAGUAUGACCAUCGACACAGCUUGCUCAAGCAGCUUAGUGGCCUUGCAUCUUGCUGUGCAGAGCUUGAGAUCCCGAGAGACCAACAUGGCCAUCGUUAGCGGCGUAAGUAUCCUUAAGAACCCGGUAGAAACCAUCGGCAUGAGCCACCAUGGUCUUCUGGGGCCUCAAGGACGCUCGUUCAGCUUUGACUCACGUGCCGAAGGAUACGUACGAGGCGAAGGGGUUGGUACGGUUGUGGUGAAGCCUCUGUAUGCCGCACUCAGGGAUGGGGACUCUAUUCGUGCAGUAAUUCGUGAGACAGGAGCCAAUCAGGAUGGCCGCACAUCGGGAAUUACAGUGCCUAGUGCCGACGCCCAAGAAAGACUUAUACGUGAGGUAUACUGGAGAGCCGGUCUCGACUUUGAAGACACACGACUUGUGGAAGCCCAUGGCACGGGAACGAGGACCGGAGACCCCAUCGAGGCCGGCGCUCUUGCCCGCGCAUUCAAAUGCAGGCGAGACACUCCACUCUAUAUUGGGGCUAUCAAAACUUCCAUCGGGCAUCUAGAAGGAGGUUCCGGAGUAGCAGGCAUUAUCAAAGCUAUUCUCACACUUGAAUCCGGCAUCAUCACGCCAAAUUAUGAUAUGAAACAAGUCAACCCUGAGAUCUCUGCAGCAGACUGGGGCAUCGCUUUUCCCACUGAGAAUAUUCCGUGGCCAUCACAGGGCUUGCGAAGAGUGUCAGUGAAUUCGUUUGGAAUUGGUGGUACCAAUGCCCACUGCAUCCUCGACGACGCCUACAAUUACCUCAAUGAACGCCAUCUGGCAGGAGCUCACUGCACUACCCCAGUUGCUCCAACAAAACAAAACAUCAAGCGCCAAGUUUUGGCCUUUCCAAACGCUGGCAAUGAUAUAGAACAAAGUUUCUACGAAAGCACAGAGGAAAGUGAUAACCCAGGGAAUGGAUACGUCUUUGUUGACACACCUUCAACCGAAGACUUCUGUUCAUCACCCACUUACAAAUCUAUUGGCUACACAACUAUGGGUGAACAACAGAAGAUUCUCCCGCUCUCCGCAUUCGAUGAAGGUGGUGUCAAGCGAAAUGCAUCAGCUCUAGCCAACUACCUCAAGCGCAAGAUGAAGCAGUCGGGUCUCCACACACAACUUCUCGAUGAUCUUUCCUUCACGUUGUCCAAGAAACGAUCCCAAUUUCCUUGGAAGAGCUAUGUCAUGGCUUCUUCUGCCAAGGAGCUUGCAUGGAGCCUGUCGGAAUGCAACUAUGUCAAGCCCAUCAGAGUUACCCAAACGCCGGCUAUUCAGUUUGUGUUCACCGGCCAAGGUGCUCAGUAUCAAGCCAUGGGCCGAGAGCUGAUGGUAUACCCUGUUUUCAGAGAGUCUCUGAAAGAGGCAUCUGACUACAUUCGUCGGCUUGGUAGUCCCUGGUCAUUACUAGACGAACUUUUGACUGAACGAUCAUCACUUCGAGUCAACUUGCCCGAAGUUGCCCAUCCGCUAUGCACCGCCCUGCAAGUAGCUCUUGUGGAUCUUCUAGCCAGCUGGGGCAUCUUCCCAACACAUGUCAUCGGCCACUCAUCCGGUGAAAUAGCAGCUGGCUAUUGUGCUGAAAAACUAUCCCGUGAAGCUGCCUGGAAAGUUGCAUAUUUCCGUGGAUAUGUGUCAUCCAAGCAACUCUCGGCAAACGGAGCAAUGAUGGCAGUAGGUCUCCCUGUGCAACAGCUAGAGCCUUAUCUGGAAUCAGUACUGGAGGACCUCAAUGGAGAACUCAUCAUUGCCUGCCGAAAUAGUCCCAAGAACAACACUGUUUCUGGAGAUGAGCAUUUAGUUGACUACCUUAAAAACCUUCUUAACGACGAUGCAGUCUUUGCACGAAAACUGAAUGUGAAGAACGCCUACCACUCAUCUCACAUGCAAGCCAUCGCUGAGGACUACCUCCGCUUAAUGGGCACACUUCCUCAUGGAAAGCGAUUGGGCGCGCCACACCCAGUGCAGAUGUUCUCUACCGUGACUGGAAAGGAAGUCAAGGAACACCAACUGCCUGGUCAAUACUGGGUGGAUAACAUGGUAUCUCCAGUUCUUUUCACCGCCGGCUUGACUGAAAUGAGCUCUCAAUCUGCUUUAUGCGUUGGCCCAAGCGACUUUGAUGCCUUGCACUUCCUAGUGGAAGUAGGACCUCACUCAACUCUGCAAAGUGCAAUCAUAGAAACUCUCGCCUUCAACAGCCCUAAACUGGAAUACAAAUAUUUCCCAGUGCUCAAACGAACAGAUCAUAACCUGAACACCAUCCUUACCACAGUGGGCUGCUUAUCUGCCAAUGGCUAUGAUUUAGACUUCCAUGCCGUGAACCAAGCAUCAAAAUCUCAAGCAAAAAGACGAUCCCAGCUCUUGGUGGACCUGCCACCAUACAGCUUCAGGCAUACGGAGAAGGUCCUCUAUGAGAGUCGAUUGAGCAAGAACCUACGAACAAGAAAGUUCCCACGUCAUGAUCUGUUCGGUGCACCAAUCGCAGAUUGGAAUCCAACUGCACCAAGAUGGAGGCAUUUUGUCAGGUUAGACGAAAACCCAUGGCUGAGGGACCAUGUUGUCACCGGCAACUACGUUUACCCUGGUGUGGGCUAUCUCGUCAUGGCCAUCGAGGCGUCCCGUCAACUGGCUGGUGACGGAACGCUUUCAGCGAAAAUCACCGGAUUCCGUGUCCGACAUGUUUCUAUCAAGAGAGCCUUGAUUGUACCUGAUACAAAAGAAGGCAUUGAGGUUUCUUUGUCAAUGGCUAACGUCGACGAUGCUCCAUCGACAUCAAGGACAUGGCGACGCUUCCACAUAACUUCCUACAAUGCUUCGAGCGAUAAGUGGACAGAGCAUUGCACUGGUCGGAUCAUGGUCGAGUACGAGUCAUCAACCGAUCUGGUGGAUGCUGGCCGUGAGGCAGCAGAGGAGGCAAAUGUUUGGAAAGCCGAUCUCGCACAUGCCAACCAAGUAUGCAGUAACCCUCUCAACUUCAAAUCUAUUUACAGCAACCUGCACAAGUCUGGCCUCACCUUUGGUCCACUGUUCCAGAAUCUUUCAGAGGUUCGUGGCGGUGGGCUUGGUUCCAAAUCAGCCCUUGGAGCCGUCGUCGGAUCAGUGACUGUUCCAGAUAUUGUACAGCACAUGCCAAAACAGUUCAUGCAUCCUCAUUUAAUCCAUCCUGCCACAAUGGAUAGCAUGAUUCACCUUAUGAUUGCAGCUGUCAUGGACUACACGGGAAAGCCCACCCUGGACCAAAUCAGAUUGCCAACUUUCAUUCGUGAUGUCUGGGUGUCAGCGGAUCUCAACUCAGCUCCAGCACAUAGGUUUACAGGGCAUGCAUCUGUGUCUGCGACCAAGUCCCACAAAUAUGAGGGCAAAAUUUGGAUUCUGGAUGCGGAUUCAAGUACAGAGCGUCUCCAUAUGGAUGGUAUUGAGCUCACUCCACUCGAAAACGGCAUUUCUCAAAAUCUUGAGCGCAAGCUAUGCACUACAAUCGAGUGGAAGCCUGAUGUCUACUUCCUGGAGUCAGCUACCGCCUGUGGUUUGACAACUAUUGCACCCACAGGUGACACCAAAGCUCUGUAUUGGGUGAAGCAGCUUCAGCUUGCCACGAUGCUCUAUGUCACAGAUGCACUUGCCGAGCUUACCCAUUUUGACUUGAUGAAGCUUGAUGUGCAUAUGCAAAAAUUUGUUGAUUGGAUGAAGCACUACGAACAGCUGCUCAGGUCCAACAGAGUCAUUCAUCUUCCCUACAGCGAAUUCCAGCAAGUUGCACAGGACCUUGCUAUGAAGGAGGCCAUUGAUAAAGAGAUUGAAUCGCACGGUGCUGAAGGAGCUAUUACAGCCCGUAUGGGCCGCAAUAUUGCCAAGGUUAUCAGGCAAGAGGUUAAUCCACUUCAUCUCAUGUUCGGCCAAGAUGAUGUGAUGGAACAGGUCUACAAGGAGGGCCUCCAUCUCUACAAUCUACCUCGACAUCUUCAAAGUCACUUGUCUCUACUUCAUCACCAACAUUCUAAUUUGAACAUUCUGGAGAUUGGUGGUGGGACCGGUAGCUUCACUGCAGAAGUUCUUGCCUCCUUGUCUCCAGAUCCAGAAAAGAGGAAGGGCAGCGUGGCAAGCUACACAUUCACUGACAUUUCAUCCGGCUUCUUCGAGAGAGCCAAACAACGCUUUCAGCCAUGGGCAGAUAUUAUGAAGUUCCAAAUUCUCAACAUUGAGAGAUAUCCCAUUGAUCAAGGGCUACAGCUGGGAACAUACGACUUGAUUUUCGCUGGAAAUGUCAUCCAUGCUACAGCAAACUUGCAAACUACUUUGCAAAAUCUGCGGUCGCUGCUUCGACCAGGAGGAAAGCUCAUCAUGCAGGAAGGAGUUAGACAAGACUUCCUCUGGUAUCCGCUUGUUUUUGGACAGCUUCCUGGGUGGUGGCUUGGUGACGAACCUAUCAGAAAGUUUUGUCCUUACAUGCCUGCAGCUGAAUGGGAUACACUCUUACGAGCAUCAGGAUUCUCUGGCGUUGACAUUGAAUAUCCUAGUUCCGACGAUCCAGAUUUGACUUGGCAGAGUAUUCUGAUUUCUUCCGCUGUCACUGCCUCCCAAGGGAAGUCACUCGGUGACGCCCUCAUCAUGACUAGUGGCUCACAUCCAAAAAGCAUCCAUGAACAUCUUCAGUCUCUGCUACAGAUGAUGGGAUACAACAAUGUUCUCAUUAUGGGGCCAUCGGAGAUCAGACAUAAUGUGAACGUAGAUUGCCUUUGCAUCUCACUCCUCGACCUGGAUUACGACUAUCUUGACAAUAUAAGUGAAUUAGAAUACGAUACCUUGAAGGAAAUUUUGACGAAAUGCCAAAACAUUUUGUGGGUGACGACUGAAAGUCAGUAUCGCCAGCAUGCAAGCAUGAGCCUGGGUCUUCUCCGAUCCUUGCGCUGGGAGCGAGACGCGGACGGUUCAAACAUUAUCACUUUGACCGUGGCCAACGACAACAUUUGCCCAAGUACAACACUGGAUCAGAAAAUAUGCGAUAUUUUGAAACGUCAAUUUGGGGAUAAACCUGAGAAUGACCGCCAUGCUGAGUAUCUUCUACGCGAUGGUAUGGUCCAUAUCGGUCGCUUAGUGGAGUGUGAUAUGGCGGAUCAAUUCCUCGCCAGCCAAUCAUCUAGGCCAGGGUCUCAGCUUCAGCGAUUCGGUCACAUCGAUCAGCCAAUCCGACUGCAGGAGUCAGAAACUGGUGAAUAUGUCUGGGUUACUGAUCAGCUCCAUGAAACACCACUGGGUGAUGACGAAGUCGAAAUCUACACACAGGCGGUUGGUCUCAGUUCACCGGGUCUUUCAAACAGUCUCUCGAAUGAAGCUGCCGGGUUUGUCACGAAGAUCGGCCGUUCUGUGGAAAGGCUAAGCCCAGGUGAUCGAGUUGUUUGUGUCUCCGGCGACAAAUAUGACUGCUUCCGAACAAAUAUUCGACUUGAUCAGCGCCUGGUGGCUAAAGUCCCCAGCAACAUAUCAUUCGAAACUGCCGCUAGUCUGCCUGUUGCGCUUCUGACAGCAGAAUAUGCACUUAUGCAAUCCUUCAUUGAGACAGACCGCUUGUCCACCGUCUUGAUCCAUGACGGGAUGACACCUGUCGGCCGAGCGGCCAUUCAGGCUGCCAUGUAUUAUGGCGCCGAAGUAUAUGUCUGUGUUGCAACUGUCGAAGACCGCAUGCUCAUUGCUUCCGAAUAUGGCAUUCCAAAGCACCGGAUUUUCUCCGGACGAGCUUCCAUAUUUUCCAAGGGUAUCAUGCGAUGCACCAAUGGCAAAGGAGUGAUGAUUAGUCUUAAUACUCCGCCUGGCGAGGCAUUUCAAGAAACAUUGAAAUGUAUUUCUCGAUUCGGAAAGAUUUUCGACUUUUCAGGUUCAAUGGAAGAUGGCAGUGCCACAAUUGAUCUAGCAUCGAUUCCUCGAUGUGCGAGCAUACAAAGGGUGAACAUACCUUUGAUGGCUCGGAUGGAAUGGGAUCUAGCUCCUCUUCCGUCCGAGGAACUCAGAAAAUGUCUCGAAAUUUACUCCGAAGAUUGGAAGAAGGAGAUCCAUUCUGUAACUGUAAUGGACUUUUCCCAAAUGAAGGAAGGCAUUCAAGCCCAGAUCAGUGGCAAACCCAGAAGCAUCGUUUUCACCCUCAAUCCAUCGACCAUGAUUCCUGUCGUCCUUCAACCAACAACACCAUAUCACUUUGAUCCAAAUGCCUCCUACGUUCUUGCCGGUGGAUAUGGCGGUCUAGGUCGCAGCCUCGCAAGAUGGAUGGUAUCACGCGGUGCAAGAAAUCUGAUCUUUCUCUCCCGUUCAUCGGCAUCAACUCCAGAGAAAGUGGAAAUGAUCACCGAUCUGACCACCAUGGGCUGCAAAGUCCAUUCUCUUGCUUGCGAUAUUUCAGAUUCUCAAUGUCUCACAUCGUUUUCUGAAGGAACCUUUCCCAAUCUUCCCCCAAUCAAAGGAUGUAUUCAAGCCUCCAUGGUCUUGAGGGACGGCGCUUUUGAGGGACUCUCAUACGAAGACUGGCAAGUCGCUAUCAAACCCAAAGUCCAAGGCUCAUGGAAUCUGCAUGAGACCCUACCAAAAGGCAUGGAUUUCUUUGUCAUGUUAUCCUCAGUCGCAGGCAUUUUCGGUAACCGAGGGCAAUCAAACUACGCCGCCGGAAACACUUUCCAAGAUGCACUAGCCGCUCACCGAGUCUCACAAGGCUUGAAGGCAUCUAGUCUCAACCUUGGCAGUGUGUCCAAUGUCGGCUGGGUAGCCGAGAAUAGAGAUACGAUUUCUACGAACACAGCACCAUUGUUCGAGGUGCUCAGUGAGGAAGAAGUACAUGCAGCUGUGGAAUUUCUCAUAGAUCCCCGAAACGAUAGCGCAUCGACCAAAAACUCACUUGGCCGAUCUCAGUUGAUCCUCGGUCUUCCAACGGCAGAGAUGUGUCAUCAGCACGGUGUGGCUGCGCCUACAUAUCUCAAUUACUCAAUGUUCACCCAUUUCCGAAAUACGACUCAGACAAAGAGCGUCGAAGUUCCUGAACAGCAGACUGUCAGCAUUGGCGCACUUUUGAGAGCAGCCUCCAGCACUGCUAGCGUCGUUGCCGUGAUCUCUGACGGAAUUGUUGAUCGUCUUGCUUCUCUACUUGCCACUCCUGCCUCUGAAAUAGAUGCUCAGCGCUUUGGUUUCGGUGGUAUUGACUCUCUUGUGGCAAUGGAGUUCCGCUCAUGGAUUACAAAGGAGCUUCGGGCUGAGGUUUCUCUUCUUGAUAUCAUGGGCGCGGAGAAUAUUAGGAUAUUGAGCGAGAAGAUUGCUGGGAGGACACGGCUUGUUGGAACCCCUGCUUGA
Messenger RNA from Penicillium antarcticum, 7905 nucleotides. RefSeq names its product type I polyketide synthase. NCBI's taxonomy places the organism in Eukaryota, Fungi, Ascomycota, Eurotiomycetes, Eurotiales, Aspergillaceae. Gene Ontology annotation, molecular function: 3-oxoacyl-[acyl-carrier-protein] synthase activity; fatty acid synthase activity; phosphopantetheine binding. The coding region runs from base 1 to 7905 and encodes 2634 amino acids. The transcript is spliced from 5 exons. The record is from RefSeq and is a predicted model, not a curated record. Gene Ontology annotation, biological process: secondary metabolite biosynthetic process; fatty acid biosynthetic process.